GUAUGCGAUAGGAAAGGUGUAUGUAUACAGAUCUCUUUCGGUUUACACCUGUCACUGAAUAUGGCGCUAAAACUGUACUACGAUCUAGGUUCGCAACCCUCACGAGCUGUGUUCAUGUUUUUAAAGCUUAACAACAUUCCGUUUGAUGAAGUUUUUGUUUCCAUUGGGGCAGGAGAGCACAGGCAAGAGGAGUUCCGAAAGAUCAACCCCUUCCGGCGUGUACCCGUCAUAGACGACAAUGGAUUUGUCCUCACCGAGAGUGUUGCGAUAUUGAAAUAUUUGGCUAAGAAAUACAAAGCACCAAGCCACUGGUAUCCAGAGAAUGACACUGCAACUACUGCCAGAAUUGAUGAAUACAUGAAUUGGCAGCAUCAAAAUCUGCGACAAAACUGUGCAAUGCUUUUCCAAAACCUGAUUCUGAUACCAAGAAUGAAAGGAAUGCCGAUAGACUGGGAAAAGGUCAAAUUUUACCGGAAAAAAGUCGCCGAAAUGGUCAAACUACUAGACCAAUACUUUCUUAAAAACAAUUUAUACCUGUGUGGAGAUGAAAUAACUUUGGCGGAUCUUUUAGGGGUGUGUGAACUGGUCCAGCUUGUCCCAGUUCGUGAACAGAUGAUGUAUGAAAGCAACGCCAAGGUCAAAGCAUGGGUCGAUCGCGUUAAAUCGAGACUAGGGUCACUGUUUAAUCAGACCCAUGAGGGCAUUUUCGGAAUGGAAGCCAUGUUUGACCCAAAAGUCAAUUCCAAAAUGUGAAUUUCUUCUUACACCAAUUUUGGAACAUUUACAUCUUCUUUCUGAAUCCCGGUAUCGGUGGAUAUUUAAAAUUGACUCCAUAAAUUAUAGUUGGUUCUAUACCCUGCAAAUACUCAUAAAUUUCUACUACACGUAUCAUGUUUAAUAUGUUUUAAAAAGUAAUUGCUAUAAAAGUCGUGGUACAAGCCAGUGUAUAUU
This is a messenger RNA of Magallana angulata, 951 nucleotides long. Its product is annotated as glutathione S-transferase theta-1-like. Gene Ontology annotation, biological process: glutathione metabolic process. The transcript has 4 exons. The record is from RefSeq and is a predicted model, not a curated record. The coding region runs from base 61 to 753 and encodes 230 amino acids. Gene Ontology annotation, cellular component: cytoplasm. NCBI's taxonomy places the organism in Eukaryota, Metazoa, Mollusca, Bivalvia, Ostreida, Ostreidae. Gene Ontology annotation, molecular function: glutathione transferase activity.